This is a messenger RNA of Symbiodinium pilosum, 652 nucleotides long. The record is from the annotation of a GenBank genome assembly. Lineage: Eukaryota; Dinophyceae; Suessiales; Symbiodiniaceae.
GCCCAAGCUGGAGGAGACGCCAGAGAAGAACCCUGGCUUCGACAAACCAGAGAACCCAAAGACGGCAGAGUCUAAGCACCGCCAGCUAGUGCGCAAGAGAACAAAAAAGUAUGAAGAGCUGCAGAAGGCGAUCACCAAGUGUGAGCAAGAUGCGGCCAAGGCAGUCGCCAAAGCUUCUGAAGACAUCAAGAUAUUCGAACAAGACAACAAAGCCGACCUGCCCUCCUACGAGCACUUCAUGCGGCUAGCAAAAGUGAAGCUCAGAGUGUUGGCGGCAAUCACCGAGCAGCCUAACGCUGAAGGUGCCGACGUUGUCAAGUCUGGGCUCACACAGGAGGACCAAUCACUCUUGCCUUGUGGUGUUGAUCUCUUGAGAAAGCCUGCCGAGAUCAAGAGCAUGCUUCAGCAUUUCUUGACGAUUGGCAAUGACGAAGACCUGGAGCAACAGCGGAAAACCAUUGGUGGCCACAUCGGACAACUCCGCAUGCUGUGCAACACAACAGUGGCCAGUGUCUGUGACCUUGCCUCAGCCAAGAAUUCCCGCAUUCGAGAUGCCCAACGAGAAGAGCAGAAGGAGAAGCGCAAGGCGGAUGCAGAGGCUGCGCGUGAAGCCAAGAGAUUGAAGAAAGAAGCCGAUGCUCAGGCACUGGCU